AUGCCAUCUAUUCUUUUGUGUAUUCUGAUCUUUGUGCCCUGCGUAUUGGCUGAUGAUUGGGAGGAUUUUACUAAUAACCUCGCGACGGACCUGGCACCUCUAAUUACUCUCUUUGGCGAACGACUGACCAAGCAAUUUCUGUCCGAAUCCAUCAGUCUUCUCGACAACUUCAUCUUUGCACUAUCGCCCCUGGGAGUCCUGACUGCUGUAGUCUCUGUGAUCCGCGUCUGCGGCGGAUCUUCUCUUCGAGCCUUCAUUGGUAGAGCGCAAGAAGGGCCUGCUGAAGCCGAGGCGGAACUCUUACCCUGCGUGUCCGAGUCUACGGCAGAACUCUUCAAUGAAGGGGGCAUAUCGAGGGUCUUUGGUAGACCUAAGAUCGUGGAGAUUGUGAUGUGGAAUGAUGACGAAGCACAGAAUGAGGAGGACCGUAUAAAGAUUGGCACACUUCGUGAUGCGCUUCAAUGCGGUGCUUGGUCGGCCAGGGAUUCGGCGUUGUCGCUUGAAGAUUUGAAGGCGGUUGUCAAUACGCCUGAGCUGGAUGUCCCGAACUUAUCAUUGAAUAAGGGGAUCAAAUGUCGUGGCCAGUUUUGGUUCUAUUGUGUGGCUAUCAUUGGGGUUCUGUUGCAACUUGGCUCGAUGGUGUAUGCUGGUAUCACAGUCUUUGUGUUCCCUUCGACAUUUGAAAAAGACGGUAGUGCUGUGCCAUCCUACGCUUUUCCAUUUUAUAUCCUCGGAUCAGUCUUGCUCUUUAUUGGAAUGCUAUUCUGCGCCAUCAUAAUCGAACGUUCAUCAGAUGAAAUCUACUUCAAACCAAACAAGCCCAGUAAAUUAUUCUGGCUUCAGCCCGGCAAGCAAAAUGUCGGCGACCAAGUCUUCAAUGCCUUCUUGGCGGUCAAGGAAGGGUCCGAGGGUACACUGACCAAAAAGAUGGAGUAUAUCAAGUCGGUCCGGGUUCGAAAAUACGACGGUCGAUCCAUGGAGAUCUACGUGUCUGUCUUGUCGACCUUGCUGGGCUUUAUUUUUCAGUUCAUUGGGCUAAGAGGUCUCCACGCCUCUGUGAUUCUGGCACAACUGGGGUCCACGUUCAUCAUGUCCAUCCUGCGAACUUGUCUUCGAACAGAGCGCAUGCCACAUGAUGAGAACAGGAUCCGCGAUGAGAGAGGAAUCAUAUCAAACAAACACCAAGAGCUUGAUUGCUUGACGUUUCAUCUUCACGGAAUUGAAUCGUUUGAAAUGCUGACGCCCUCCACCUCCUCUCAGCUUUCAACGGACCUUUCCAGUAAUUCGACUCAUUCCGGCACGAACAGUGUGAAACAAAUUGUUCGAACUAGGACUCGUCUGGCUGAGUUGACCUCAAUGUCCAACCAGGGCCUCAUCGUUGAUUGGAACAAAAUGCCCAUCCGGGAUGCAGCUCAAAGCUUGGCACGGGCAAUCGAAUCUACAACGAACCUUCUUUCAGCAUGGAGUGACGCCUUUACAAAGUCUUUUGAAUUCAAUAUUCAGAUAGAAUGCCAGCGUGCAUCAAAUGGAUCCUCCCCUCGGAUACGAGAAAUGAUUCCUCUCGCAAUGACCCGUUGCGGUGAUUCACAACGAUGGACAAUAAAUGUCAAUCAGCUGGAGGCAAUGAUAGGUCUUUCAGUCUGGUCGUUGUACAAGUCCGAGGAACAAAACCUACACCGACCACUCAGUCGCAUGAUCGGUCUGAGCAUAAGCCAAGCAAGCCAAAAGGAAACCUACCGCCUGUUUCAUAAAUGGGUUUACCGACAGACAGACGCACGAUUGACGUCUGCGAAAAUGGCUGAUCAUUCGCGACGUUGGUUUGGCUGGUUUGACUUGGAUUCAGACGAGCACCACCCCGCGAAAGAAAUUCUUGUCAUGCGGACGAAGAAUGAAAUUGAGAUGAUGGUCGCUCAAGAUAUUUUCGUGCAAUACCUUCUUACGGCACUUGGCAGAGUCUCCGAGCUCGGCGGAGAUACAAGACUUUUGCAUCGUGAUGGGUCUUACGAGGCUUUCACAGUGCACCAUGACCGAGUUGACGAAAUGGUGCAUUGCUUCGAGAACUGUGGUCUCGGCUCACGGGAAGAUGCACUCUUGUGCAUUGUGCUCGUUCUGAAAGAGCGAGAUCUUCUUCCAGAGUUGUCGGCGGAUGCACCCAGCGUCAGGGAGCGCAUUCAGCAGCUCAUCGAACAGAAUAAUUGGGAAAAUGCCUUUCAUCUAAUUCGGUGGAUCUGCGAAAGGAGUGAUGGAGUUGAACUUCAGAUCUCUGCCUAUGAACUGGGCUAUCUGUGUCGCCGGGCACUUCUCGACCCUUCAAAAUCCGCCCAAGAAAAGGGAUUGGAAAACGUGUGUCAAAUACUGGACUCUGAUCCUGAAACAGACUUCUUCACUACGCAAGGGCUGAGGCGGCCGCGGGAAUGGCCAUCAUCUCCCAGCUUCCUCAGCUGGUGGGUUGCAUUUGGUCAACAGCUAGGAUGGCUUGCAUGGCAUAUAUCGAGCAACGUCAAAGAAUCGAAGUGGAUCCAACCGGCGUUGACUCACCGGAAAGCACAUAAGAUGCUGCAAGCUUCUCAGCUAACAGUUCAAGCUAUCGGGACAGCCGAGAAUGAGGCUGUGUAUGUCCGGGAUUUGCUUGCUUCCAGGUCUUUGGACUCUGACCAUUCCUAUGACACCAGCGAUAUGAACGCCUACGAGUGGGUCCGCACCACUGGCUAUGAUGCCUUGCUCUAUUUUUUCAUCCUUCAGUGGAUUGAAAUUGGGACAACUUUCCCACCGGCUUUAAAGCAAAUCAUCACAGUUGCUGCGAUGUGUCACAGCACGUGGGGAAUUGAGAUUCUGCUGCGACGAAGUAUCGAUAUCGACACUUUGGGAAGUGAGGUCUCCGCUCUGCAAGAGGUGAUCAAUGAAAAAGAUACAAGAGCGACCGAGAUUCUGCUCGCACAUGGCGCCAGAGCCAAUGGACGAGAGAGAACAAGAAUGGCACAUCCAAUCAUUCUCGCCGCCAUGCAGGGUGCGACGGAAAUCGUACAAUUACUUCUAGAUCACCAAGCGAACAUCGAGGCCGAAGAUUUUGCAGGAUUGACUGCACUACAAUGGGCGGUCCGGGAGAAUCACCUGGAUGUAGCACGUCUUCUACUGUCUCGGAAAGCCGACGUUGAAACAACGGGCUCCGACAGAUACACGCCGCUUACUAUAGCCGUUCUCCAUGGCCUGGUAGAGAUGGUGGAGGUACUCCUGGAAGCACAAGCAGACAUCAACGGUCGCGAGCGAACCACCAACCAGACGGCUCUCAUCACUGCGGCUCAGACGUCAUUUGCGGAUAUAGUGCGUCUUCUUCUGCUCAAAGGAGCCCGAGUUGACGCGUGUGACUCCAAGGGGCUGAGUGCAUUGGACUACGCAAAAAGGAAAGGACGGAGUGAUAUUGUGGCCAUGUUGGAAGGAGCCAUCAAUGAUGUUGAGAUUCGGGAUAUCCAGUCUUGA
Molecule: messenger RNA, 3477 nt
Organism: Penicillium oxalicum
Lineage: Eukaryota; Fungi; Ascomycota; Eurotiomycetes; Eurotiales; Aspergillaceae
Product: ankyrin repeat domain-containing protein
Exons: 3
Coding region: 1-3477 (1158 amino acids)
Biological process (GO): positive regulation of transcription by RNA polymerase II
Cellular component (GO): nucleus
Molecular function (GO): transcription cis-regulatory region binding; protein binding
Source: RefSeq, a predicted model, not a curated record